AUGAAUAUGGAUUCAAUUAAUUCAGAGACAAGUUCAAGUAGUAGUGAAGGAAACUCACAAAAGAAUCAUGAUAAAUUACCAAAAUCUGUUAUGCCAUUAAAAAGAGCUAUGAACGGAUCAGAAUCUUCAAAUAAGAUGACUAAAUAUAAUUCCCCAUUACAAACCAGAGUUGCAUCUCCAUGUACUUUAAAUCCUCCUAUCGAUUCUGAUGGAUUAUCAUGGCCUUCAGUUGGUGCAAGAAAACGUAUAGAACAGACAGAAGAAGAAUCUAAAGCAAGGGAAGGAAGAAUCGCUGAAGCAGUUAAAACCAUUUUAACUGAAUUGGGUGAAGAUACUAGUAGAGAAGGAUUACUUGAAACUCCUGAAAGAUAUGCUAGAGCUAUGUUAUACUUCACAAAAGGUUAUGAAGAUAAUAUCAGAGAUGUUAUUAAAAGAGCAGUGUUUGAAGAAGAUCAUGAUGAAAUGGUAAUUGUUAGAGAUAUAGAAAUUUAUUCAUUAUGUGAACAUCAUCUUGUUCCAUUCUUUGGUAAAGCCCAUAUUGGUUAUAUUCCAAAUAAGAGAGUUUUGGGAUUAUCAAAAUUAGCUCGUUUAGCUGAAAUGUAUGCUAGAAGAUUCCAAGUUCAAGAAAGAUUAACUAAACAAAUAGCAAUGGCAUUAAGUGAAAUGUUAAGACCAAGAGGUGUUGCUGUUGUUAUUGAAGCAACUCAUAUGUGUAUGGUUAGUCGUGGAGUCCAAAAGACUGGAUCUUCAACCACCACUAGUUGUAUGUUGGGAUGUUUUAGAGAACAACAAAAGACUAGAGAAGAAUUCUUAACCUUAUUAGGAAGAAGAUAG
Yamadazyma jaroonii is the source of this 834-nucleotide messenger RNA. NCBI's taxonomy places the organism in Eukaryota, Fungi, Ascomycota, Pichiomycetes, Serinales, Debaryomycetaceae. The record is from the annotation of a GenBank genome assembly.